UAUAUGUUUGUUAAGUGUAACGCUAGUUUCUUUUUCAUCAUAGAGGACAAGUGUGCAUUAUGAAAGCCCUCUUAAUUUUGCUGUGUGUGGCGUUAGCUGAGGCGAAGUCCUACUCUAACUAUCACUUGUUGCGAGUCAGGCCUCAAACUGAAGCACAGCUGACCACCUUAAAGUUGUUAUCGGCUGAAGAAACUGGUUUAGAAAUCGACUUCUGGAUUCGACCCUACUACCUGAACCGAACCUGCGAAUUCUUGGUGUCCCUGGAGACUUACAUGAAAAUUAAACCAAUACUUGCUGGUGUUGGUCUCAAGGUUGAAAUACUUUCCCAUGAUAUUCAGAAAGCCAUAGAUGCAGAAAGGACACCGUCAGGAAAUUCAACUGAGUAUGGCUACCAGUUGAAUCCAAACACAUUUAUGAAGUACUCCGAGAUUGUGGUUCUUAUGAAGCGUUAUACUCAAGUACAUAACCACGUGACUCUUGUAUCCUAUGGAACCAGCUACGAGAAAAGAGAGCUUUAUGCUAUCAGGUUUACUACGGGUCCAGGAAAGAAGACGGUGUUCGUGGAGGCUGGUAUGCAUGCUCGCGAAUGGAUUGGCACAGCAUCCGUGAUGAAAAUUAUUGAAAGGUUUGCGAAUGAUUAUGACUCCGAUACGGAUAUCAUACACUUACUCAGCCUUUAUGACUGGGUAUUCAUACCCUGUUCCAACCCCGAUGGCUACGAGUACACAUUUUACCAGGACAGAAUGUGGAGGAAAAACAGGAAACCAAACAACAGAUGCAUGGGCACCGACCUGAACCGUAAUUUUGAUGCUGGAUGGAGCGGUGAGGGUAGCAGUUCUUUUGAAUGUAGCCUGACCUUCCAUGGCAGUCGUGCUUUAUCAGAGCCCGAAAGCGAGGCCCUUGUACGCUUCAUCAAGUCCGCAGGUCCUUUGAUAGGGUUCUUCUCUAUCCACUCCUAUUCACAGUUUAUAAUGCCUCCAUAUGGGUUUACCAGACAGAAGCCAAAGGACAGUGAAGAGCUGACCAAACUUGCAUAUAAGGCAGCAAGAGCAAUAACUCAAGCAACCGGUUCCUAUUUCACUGUUGGCACACCACCCGAGUUAUUAUAUGUAGCUGGUGGUGGAGUAUACGACUGGGUGAAGCUGAAGCACCAAGCGAAAUACAGCUAUGCUAUGGAGCUCCGCCCCAAACACAACACCCGCAAUGGAUUCAUCUUGAGUCCACUCAAUAUUAAACCAAGUUCCGUAGAGUUGUUUGCUGCCUUGAAAACUUUUGCUAACGGCUUCUAAAACAGUCUUCAUGUCUUUGAGUUGUGAAUGAUGGAAAUGGAGAGAUGAGGCAGACACAGAGAAGUUAUGUGGGAGACUGAUGUAUAAUAAGAUAUGUAUGUAUGUAUGUAUGUAUGUAUGUAUGUAUGUAUGUAUGUAUGUAUGUAUGUAUGUAUGUAUGUAUGAUUAAACCAUGGGAGUGAAGGACUCCUUAGCCUUUGUUAGGGCAUCCUUCUAGGAGAAGGUAACUC
Molecule: messenger RNA, 1519 nt
Organism: Octopus sinensis (East Asian common octopus)
Lineage: Eukaryota; Metazoa; Mollusca; Cephalopoda; Octopoda; Octopodidae
Product: carboxypeptidase A2-like
Exons: 11
Coding region: 60-1289 (409 amino acids)
Biological process (GO): proteolysis
Molecular function (GO): zinc ion binding; metallocarboxypeptidase activity
Source: RefSeq, a predicted model, not a curated record